AAACAGUAUACUGUCAUUAGAGAACUAUAACAAAACUAAGCACAAGGCUGAGUCAGACAUAAAAAAUGAAUUUGUGAAAAUAAUUUGUAAGAAACAGAUGUGGGCUGUGAAUGACGUCAUGGUGAUGAGUUCUGGAUCUGCUCCGAUAAAAGUGGCCGCAACUCACCACUUUCCCAUCAAGCAUCAGGGAGGAAGACAUGCGGUACAUCUGGAGCGUUAAAUUCAUGAGACGAGAUGGCUAUGAAUGCAUCGAUCUCAGAAAGCGAUUCCUGCAACUACACUGCCACCUUACUACUGCUGAUGUCCACCCUACAGCCGCCAUACCUUGGUGUGAUCAGCUUCGUCGGCUUCCUGGGAAACAGUUUUGUGAUGGCUGUCUUCUGCCUUCAAAGAAAGAACUGCACUGCAGCAGAUGUUUAUUUAGGUAACAUGGCAGCUGCCGAUCUGGUCAUGAUGACCUGCCUCCCUUUCUGGGCUUUCACUAUCGCUCGUGGACACCAGUGGGUUUUUGGAGAAGUUCUCUGCAAGCUUGUCAAUGUUGCCAUAUACAUGAAUUACAUCUGCAGUAUAUUGUUCCUGACACUGGUUAGCUUGGACCGCUACCUUGCUCUGGUGAAGCCAAUGAGCCCCAGUCGUCUGAGGAGACCUUUGUGGGCCAAGCGCAUCUGCCUGGGGACCUGGAUGCUGGGAUUCCUUUUUUCAAUGCCCGUGUUACUAUUUCGCACAGUGAGAUAUGUACAAAAUGCCGAAGUAGAUGCAUGUAUCCUGGUUUACCCUCACCUGUCCUGGAGGGUGCAACACAACAUUUUCAUUAAUGUAUUUGGAUUUCUAAUACCUGUUAUGGUGCUAAGUUACUGCACCUGUCAUAUUGUGGCUGUUUUGAGUAAAAAUCAAGUCAGAGUUCUCCCUGGAAUGAGGACAGAGAGAAGAGCCACCCACUUGGUUCUAGCCGUGAUGGCUGUCUUUCUCUUCUGUUGGACACCACAUCAGGCGAUGCGCUUUCUGGACACUCUAGAAUACUUCCAAAUAACUUCUGGAUGCAUUUGGGGCUAUGUUCUUGACCUCGGCAUUCAGCUGUCUACUUAUUUGGCGUACAGUAAUAGUGCUGUUAACCCCUUCCUUUUUACCGUUGUGGGAAAGCAUUUCAGGAGAAGGGCAAAAGAGGUAUUUGUGAAAACUCUGAGCCAUUGGUCAAACGAUGUGACAACCAGCUUUACCUCAGUAAAAGUCAACGGAACACACAUGAAUAAAACUGUUGAGACCUUGACUGAAACAAAACAAACAGCACUCUUUGUGAGCGACAAGGAUAAGCCAGAAGGACUCGAUGGUUAUUAGACAAAGUUCAGCCCUUUUCACACCACUUUGUGUUUGUAGUGAGGGGCCCUGACCACGGAGUGGAGCAUUGCUGGCCGAUACGGCGUGGCAGAAGACUUCUACUUUGACGGUAGGGCGCCUUGAAUUGGAAAACCUUCUAUUCACGAGAGGUUGUGGCAUGACGUCAAACAAGCACAUCCAAGAAGAGAUGGGGCUGGCAUUGUGAUUUCGUGUUACUUUGAAGGGGCAGUGGGGAGGCCCCUCCUGAAGACAAGCAAUUUAGACCUUAAUGUUGACAACAAAUUUAGAUUGGUAUCUAAUUUACUUACUUUAGAAAAGCUAACUGGUUGUAUUAAUGCCAAGAAUGUCAUUGACAAAUUUUACUCUGGUUUUAGAGUGAACCACAUCACCAAGAUGGUACUUUUAUUGACCUUAGACUAAAUUAUGAUGCAAAAUAGUUGAGUGUUGGUUCUACUGGAUUUUAUACAGUAGACCACAAUAUUCUUUUAAGAUGCCUCAAACACAAAUGAUUCACAUCCUCAUAGACAGGACUUUUAUGUUACAUUUGGAUACCUGCCUCUCUAAGGCCCAUAAAAGUCACAUAUGGUAUGCCUCAGGGUUUGAUUUUAGACACAGUGCUUUUUAACCUAUGUUCCAUCUUGGUGAUGUCAUCAGGAAACAUAGAGUCAACUUUCACAGUUGUCUCCAAUGUCUCCGCAUAACACAAAGUCAACGGAUGCACUUUUUAACCAUAUUGUAGAUGUCAAAUCCUGAAUGAAAGGAAACUUUCUCAAGUUUAACUAAGAUAAAACUGAAGUCUGAGUCAUUGGUCUCAAGGCAGAAAUACUUUUACUUAAAUCACAAUUACCAUCUUUUAAUCCAUCCACACAAGUGGAAUCCCUGGGGAUGAUUUUAGAUUCUGGGCUGACUUUUUUCCACACAUCAAACAAAAUCGGUGCUGACCUCUUUCAGGACAUUACCAAAAUACCGUCCCAUUCUCUCUCAUGCCAACACAGAAAUGUUCAUGGAAGCUUUUAUGACUAGACCAGUUGAAUAGACAACUGUAAUGUCCUGUCUCUGUUCUUCUCCAAAAGAGUAUUUCAGUUUUAUAACUUUCACAAAAGUCUGCAGCAUGUAUCUUGGCGAAGAUCAAAAUUACACCACCCACGUUACAUUGGUUUUAAAAUCACUGCAUUGGUUCCCCAUGUGUUUUAGGCUCUAGGUUAAAGUGGGGGUUCAACCAAAAAUAUUAUUUACGAUAAUACGCAGCCCCACUAUUCUAAAAACGAUAUUCUGAUUAAUAUUAUGUUUGUGGAAUAUGAGUACAGCAAUACAAUCUACCCGAUUUUUUUCCACGUAAUGGGGCGGACAUUUUUGCCACUUGCUGGCGACUGAAAAUGACAUCACAGUUGCUCAAGGCUAAAGUAACAAGCAAUAUUGGCUCAGCUUCAGCAAACGGGUGGCAUGUGUGAUGGUAGGGAUUGGGGUUGGGUAAGUAAACCCGUAAUUUUAUGUUUGACUUUGUGGGGUGACGGCUGAGGCGCAAUCAUUUUAAGCACUUUGAGCUGCAAUUUCUGUAUGAAAGGUGCUCCAUUAAUAAAGUUUUGAUUGACUGAUUUUGGCUGACUUAUUUACAGGGAACAUCAUAAUAAAAUUUCAGAUGAGC
Messenger RNA from Hippocampus zosterae (dwarf seahorse), 2980 nucleotides. Its product is annotated as B2 bradykinin receptor. The record is from RefSeq and is a predicted model, not a curated record. The transcript has 2 exons. Gene Ontology annotation, molecular function: bradykinin receptor activity. Gene Ontology annotation, cellular component: membrane. Lineage: Eukaryota; Metazoa; Chordata; Actinopteri; Syngnathiformes; Syngnathidae. The coding region runs from base 235 to 1335 and encodes 366 amino acids. Gene Ontology annotation, biological process: G protein-coupled receptor signaling pathway; neutrophil chemotaxis; immune response.